Molecule: messenger RNA, 1192 nt
Organism: Theobroma umbraticum
Lineage: Eukaryota; Viridiplantae; Streptophyta; Magnoliopsida; Malvales; Malvaceae
Source: RefSeq, a predicted model, not a curated record
CUAUGGUCUUAUUCUCAUUUUUGUCUUUGCAUCUUUGAAAAAUUCAGAAACCAACAAGACAUGGGUUCUUGCAUUAGCAAAUGCAGACCCAAGAAAUAUUUCAUACAAGACUUUAGUCAUGUUCAAGACAAGCUUGUGAUCUCACAAGCUCCAAAAACUCCCAUUCCUGUCUCAAACAAAAUUUCCCCUUUGCCUCUUUCACCUACCAUUUCUUCUUCUUCUUCUUCUUCAGUUUCUUCCUUUAGCAACACUACAACUAGUUCAUGUUCAUCGAUUUCAAGCUCAUCUUCGGUCUUAAGCUCGAAGGAUAGGUCUUUUUCGAAUGAGUUCUUGUGGGCAUGUGUUAAGGAAAACCCUCAUAUAAUUCGUAUUAAUUCAAUCAAGGAAGCCUCCCUUGCGUUAGCCACUACUAAAUCUCCUACUCAGAAAUUAGGCUCCCCGGUUAAACCAGCUGUGGCACGAGCGAAACAGUCAAUCCCGCAAAGGGAGAAGGGCUUUACACCACAGAAAAGAGGGCGGUCAAGUUCACCAACAACAUUGACUCGUCAAAAGAGCUUCCGAAAGGAGCCUGAUAGACUUAAUUCUGCAUAUAAUUUGCCAAGUAGGAGUUUGAGGUCACCAUCUCCAAGCAGGAGAUUUAGUACCGGAGAUUAUAGUCGGGGAAUAUUGGCAAGUACAUCCAAGGAAAUUUGCUCAUCAAAGCGAAUUGUUGGCCCUAAGGUAAAUGCACUGAACUCUGUUUCUUCCUCUCUAAGAAAGGAUAAUUUCAGGCCUUCAAGUCCAAUGAUCAGCCAUCCUAGUCCAUUGAAGUCUUGUUUGAGAAAUCGGGAGACUUUCAUUCACCGUAUUAGUUCUAAAAUCGAUGAAAGUGCGCUCCAAGCAGCCCUGUCCCAGCAAGAAAAUGACUCCAUUACUAUGGAGGACAUUGACAAUCCUCAUAUUUCCUUGGAUUGUUUCAUUUUUCUGUAGAAAAUGAGCUUGCAUAUGCAUACUGAAACAUUUUCCAUUAUCACAUUUUUAUAUUUUUCUUUUUUGCUUGAUUUUCUGAUUGUUUGUCCCCAAUAUUCACUAUGGAUAGGAUUAAAAAUGAUCAACAGGAUCAACUAUCUAGAUUGAUAGUGUUGAUUGAAUGGGAUGUAUUGAUUUUCUCAAAUUUGUUGUUAUAUACUACGAAGAAUGAAGAUUGUUAUAA